Fomitiporia mediterranea MF3/22 is the source of this 996-nucleotide messenger RNA. RefSeq lists its product as uncharacterized. Lineage: Eukaryota; Fungi; Basidiomycota; Agaricomycetes; Hymenochaetales; Hymenochaetaceae. The record is from RefSeq and is a predicted model, not a curated record. The coding region runs from base 1 to 996 and encodes 331 amino acids. The transcript has 7 exons.
AUGACAGAUGAGCGCGCAUCGACAAGCUGUGACAGACUUCGUGGUGAUUUGCCUCGUGGUUGGUCUCGAUCCAGCAUGAUGUUCACUUCUCCAGGGACCGACUAUAUACUGCAUCAACGGACAAGCUCCGCUGCAGUCGGCAGUCUUAUGAAUUUAACGCUCAAUGUCGCUGCCAUUAGUCCUCCGGACACUCCAGCUCAUGCUCGCUAUAAAUGGAUACCGGGAUUCUAUUCUUCUAGUAACCAUACUUUCCCCUCGACGAGUGUCCCUGCAUGUUCUGAAUGUGUCACAGCGGAUAAAUACUUCAGCGAUACAGGCAGAGGUUGCCAGCAUCGCCUUACGCCAUUGGAGCUUGCAGCAUAUGCAGAGCUGAAUAACUGUGUCCGGGCUGCGCUUUUCGUGUGCCUUUCUCGCAUAUCUAAUGCAGUCUACGCAUCGUCACUUGUCCGCGGAAGCAUGGAAAGAAGGUUCUCCGUCUGUUCCCUUUUCGGAUUCCCAAUUCACCGCCGCCCGUUAGUCCCGUCGCGGCCGUUUAUCCCGUCCGAAGCAUUCAGAGAGCGGCGAACUCAGCGAUAUGGCCUUGGACGCCCGUUCACGCUCUACCACGUUGCACUCAAAGAUGCCGAUAUCGCAAGCAUAUCGUAUACGACAUCGAGCCCCCUCGCUUGGCUCACGGUUCUAAGAAGGGCUGCAGUAGCGAACCACUCAUGGGCCUCCUAUUCCUUUCGGCUUUUUACGAGUUUGUUCGGAUACAACUCUCCGAUUAUCCAGAGGGAUUCUCGAACUGCGUCCUUUCUUUGGAUUACGAACGAACUCUUCGGUCAGCUCAAGAGCUGGUUGGUUGCGCUUAGUGUUCAGAUUUAUUCGUCACUGCCGUCAAAGACGCGAAGCAUAUCAAGUUCUUCGCGAGCGGCGCGCCAAGGGCCGGUCGAGAUGUUUGAUUUGCGCUCAAUUCGUGUCGUCGACGAAACUCUCUCCGCCGUUUUCUUCAAUUAA